AUGUUGAUGUGUAUGACGAAGCUCUCAUUUCUAGCUCUGGGCUUAUGCUUCAUCGACACCGCCGCGUCUGUCGCUACCUGGCCCUCUCCCACCUACGAUGAGCUCGAAGACCUUAUGAUGUUGAACGACGGAUACAAUGCUCGAGAUUUUCCCUUCCCACUGGUUCCAUGUACUUUCGCGCGAGCUCCGGGAUUCUCAAUCGCAGGAGGCUUCUUACGGACAGCCUUUCACGAUAUGGCACCAGCUGAUAUUCAUACGGGCAUAGGAGGCCUUGAUGCCUCGGUCGGGUUCGAGUUGGACAGCACCGUCUACAUCGAGAACGCGGGGGUUGCUUUCAACAACUCCUUGACGUACUAUUCAAAGUUCUUCAACGGCCGAGCAAGCAUGUCGGACCUCAUUGGUCUGGGUGUCUAUGCCUCAGUCAGAGCCUGCGGAGGUCCUGUUGUCCCGUUGAGGGCUGGCCGCAUUGACGCUACUCAGGCUGGUGCUGUCGGAGUCCCCGAUCCUAAGGACAAUCGUCAGAAAAUGGUCGCUCAGUUUGCACGCAUGGGCUUUAAUCAACAAGAAAUGAUCCAAGUUGUUGCUUGCGGUCAUACGCUGGGCGGGGUGCACUCAGCCCAGCAUCCGACCGUCGUACCAAACGGCACCACUCCACUCGGAACAGGCGAUUUUGAUACUACAGACAGUACUUACGACAACAAAGUCAUUACACAAUACCUCGAUGGAAGCACGAAAAACCCGCUAUGCAUAGGGCCCGAUGUCGACUCGAGGUCUGACCUAAGGGUAUUCUCCAUGGAUGGCAACAAGACUGUCUCUGUAAUGGCCGACUCCGCAUCGUAUUCGACCACAUGCUCCAGGAUCCUUCAGAAGAUGAUCGAAACCGUGCCUGCUGGGGUCCAACUGACGGAUAGUAUUACCCCGUACGACGUCAAACCGUACAAUCUUCAGCUCAAUGUCAUCGAAGACGAAAGUCUGCUGUUUUCCGGCGAGAUCCGAUUCAGGACCCAUGCCGUGCCCAAAUCGACCAUCUCGAGCAUUCAGCUUCAUUACCUAGACAGGAACGGGGCUAGCGCUGGCACAAUUGACACCAUUGUGCUCGGUGAUGCCUCAGGGUUUGACGACACUUUCACGUUCUUUGGUUUCAACACAACCAUUUCUGCGAAGACGUCCAUAUCGUCCUUUGUUGUGAUCGCCACACUUGCAUCAGGUACCGUAACCUAUGACAACAAUGGUGAGGGCUUUCCUGUCCAGGACACCAUUUUUGCGCAGACCUUGAACUCGACGCUGGGCCCGCUUGAGGACACAGGGACCCAGAAGGCCACGAUAAUUGCAGCAGUCCGAUCCGGCACCGGUGGCGAACCGGACAUGUCUAUAUCUCUUAUUAACCCCAUGACUUACAACCAUCUCCCAACCAUCUCCAAGUCGACGAGCCCAAUGACGAAGGUCUGCCAAUCCAAAUACUACACCUUCUAUUCUGGCGGCUAUGAUGUCCCGGUAGCGGCAGUGAAUGGCACGAAGUACGAUGUGAGCGUGGGCUCGUUCUCGGACAGCUUCAAGAACCUUGACCUCCCAGGGAUCGCCGGUGCUCUUACUUGUAGUGGCAGUGGAGGGUCUGGCGCAGCCACAACGUCAGCCACUUGGAGCAUCUCGACGACAUCCUCGUCGUCAACUCCCGCCAACGGCAGCUCUGCCAAGACUACUACAACUCAGGAUUCGAACAUAUGGACGACGACGGUCGUCACUGCUUUCACAACGUACUGCCCCGGUGCAACCACCUUCAGCCAGAACGGAAAGACGUACAUUGCCACGGAAGCAACCACACUGACCAUCGUUGACUGUCCUUGCACAGUCUCGUGGACUCGAUCAGUCUCGGAGUCGUCAAGUAGUACCACUAGUAUCUCCACCACGACCACUGCUUGGGUGCUUUCAGCAACGACGACAACCUCGUCUGCAACUUCAGACUUGCUAGUCCGGCCAGUGAGCGACGCAGUUACCAGUGCUACUAGCUCUUCAUCUACCACAAAUGCCGGCCUUGGAUCAUUGUCGGCCUCAGAAGGAGUAACGUCGAGCCCAGUGUCGCCUGCAAUUGCUACUUUCACAGGCGGUGCCAGCAGCUUUGCUUCUGGUGGGAAUGUGAUAGCCUGGCUUGGCUCCACUUUCGUAGCCGCGGUCUAUCUAUUGUGA
Messenger RNA from Exophiala xenobiotica, 2184 nucleotides. RefSeq lists its product as uncharacterized. The record is from RefSeq and is a predicted model, not a curated record. The transcript has 3 exons. Lineage: Eukaryota; Fungi; Ascomycota; Eurotiomycetes; Chaetothyriales; Herpotrichiellaceae. Gene Ontology annotation, biological process: hydrogen peroxide catabolic process; response to reactive oxygen species; cellular response to oxidative stress. Gene Ontology annotation, molecular function: peroxidase activity; heme binding. Bases 1 to 2184 code for a protein of 727 amino acids.